Messenger RNA from Symbiodinium natans, 372 nucleotides. The record is from the annotation of a GenBank genome assembly. NCBI's taxonomy places the organism in Eukaryota, Dinophyceae, Suessiales, Symbiodiniaceae.
AUGCGUUUUUUCAUGGUAGGCAACCGGCGCCUGCGCACUGUCCAGCCCCAAAUCCUUAGUGACCUGAAGGAUGGGUGGGUCGGCCUCCGUAAGCCUGGCGCGCAACGCUUUCUCGCUUUCAGGGGAGGAGCACACAAAACAGGACUUGGUGCUGGACAGCACCAACCCUUCAUCACCAAGGUGUUGCCGGAGGCUGCGGAGCGCCUUGAUCGCUCUCACUGCCACGCUGGUGUGGCUCUCGCUUUGCACAUCCACGCUUAUGUCGUCGAUGUAGAUAUCCAUGUCUGUGAUCUGUACCUCCUGCGUGAGGCGGUCACAGACUGGGAAGAGCGCAGCUUUGGACAGCGCCGGCGCCAGCGGGCAACCGGCUAA